AUGAAGGACAAGGAGGAAUCCGAAAAGGAAGGCGAAGAAGAGCAAGAGACUAAAGCAAAAGACGAAGAGAGCGAGGAUGAAGAAGAAGCUAAAGACGAAGAGAGCGAAGAUGAAGAAGAAGAAGAUAGCGCAAAAAAGCCGAAGGCAGCUGGAAGAAAAAGAAGACCGAUUCGACAAACCGAUUUCCAUACAACAGGGCCCCAGAUCUCAGCUCAAGGAAAUUCCAAACGAAAUUUGAAGCUUGUAACUUCUGAGAGAUAG
This is a messenger RNA of Lactuca virosa, 261 nucleotides long. NCBI's taxonomy places the organism in Eukaryota, Viridiplantae, Streptophyta, Magnoliopsida, Asterales, Asteraceae. The record is from the annotation of a GenBank genome assembly.